CCUAAAGGAACGUCAGAUUUUUGCUUAACGGAAACUGUGAAAUUUCCAAGUGAAUUUGCUACUAUUUGCGGACGAAAAAGGUGCUAAAUAGGAGCCUGGAGCUGUGAGAAGUCUAUCGUCAUUAGCCUGGAGUAUUUAGCACUUUUUUUAGCGGCACAUAUUUAGCAAUCGGUUUCAAAGGACUAAGCGAUCUCAGAGAUGAGUUGUGCAGCGCCACGAUGUCGACCACCGCCGUGUGGACCUUGUGGGUCCGCUUGUAAGCCCUGCGGCGGCGGUGGCUGCUGCGGAUCCUGCUGCGGCGGUGGACCCUGCCGGGGAGGUGGUUCCUGCGGAUCAGGUGGAUGCUGCUGCGGACCCUGCGGCGGAUGUUGUGGUCCGCCGCCUUGUGCCGUUGUCUCAUACCGCCUAACAUGUGGCCCCGUGGGUCCGUUACUGCCAUGCAUGAAGUGCACCUGCAACUGCGGAUGUUGCAACAGCGGCUGUGCCCCACCCUUUUACUAUGUGCCGAACAAAUGCAAGCAUUGCUGGGAGUGGGGCUGUUUCGGCCCGCUUUACUAGUACCCUGUAGUACCCUGUUGUUGCACUUUUGAUGAAACUUUUCAUAUUUUUGAAUGCAAUAAAUCCAUGUGUCAGCCAGA
Drosophila eugracilis is the source of this 638-nucleotide messenger RNA. RefSeq names its product male-specific sperm protein Mst84Db. The coding region runs from base 199 to 558 and encodes 119 amino acids. NCBI's taxonomy places the organism in Eukaryota, Metazoa, Arthropoda, Insecta, Diptera, Drosophilidae. The transcript has a single exon. The record is from RefSeq and is a predicted model, not a curated record.